Messenger RNA from Xyrauchen texanus (razorback sucker), 2698 nucleotides. RefSeq names its product cytoplasmic polyadenylation element-binding protein 1-like. Lineage: Eukaryota; Metazoa; Chordata; Actinopteri; Cypriniformes; Catostomidae. Gene Ontology annotation, cellular component: synapse; nucleus; neuron projection. Bases 143 to 1642 code for a protein of 499 amino acids. Gene Ontology annotation, biological process: negative regulation of cytoplasmic translation. The record is from RefSeq and is a predicted model, not a curated record. Gene Ontology annotation, molecular function: mRNA regulatory element binding translation repressor activity; mRNA 3'-UTR binding; ribosome binding. The transcript has 11 exons.
GUGGUUCUGGCUGUUGGCUUUGCUCUGGCAGGUGGAGUGUUUGUGAUGUAGUGAGUAUGGCUUUAGCACUAGCAGUAGUGUGUGAGGUUUCAUUGGUGGGAUCACAUGAUUAACAGGUCAGUGAUGAACACAAAGAGGUACGAUGACCUCAACUGGAACUAUGACAGAUGGUUCUGGCACAGGCAGCUCUCCACUGGUUAGCAGAAUGCUGUUUGCUCCAGAGCAGCAGGACUCUCCGUCUGGUGUGCCCAGUGUGGAAGAGCUCAGUCUGGGCCUGCUGUCUCUGAGCCUCCCCUCCUGGAACCAGCCACCCUGGAUCCACCCGGAACCCCAGCGCCCGCCCCAAACCUGCUCACAGACACCCAUGCUGAAUCUCUUGGGUGCUCCACAAGGCAGCGAUCCGGGUCAGAAUCAAGGCUUCCAAGCCCAAGAGUCCGCCGGUGGGCAUGACCUGCUGGAGCGGUUCUCCAGCCUGAGUCAUGUGAUGCCAAAGCGAGAACCUCACUCUCUUCUGCACUCUGGACCCAGCAGUCCUGUCAACUCUGAGACCAGCGGAAUCUCAUCUGGAUCUGACCAGCUGGUCUCUUUCAGAGUUUCUCCCCCGUUACCCCUGCUGUUGCCCGGACUGCAAGUAGAGGGUGUGAAACUUGGCGCAGAUGCCCAUCUAUCCACCCUCACCCCCACUCCUCAGCCUGAGGGGUCGUUGGCUGGGUGCUGGUCCACAGGGUCCACCUGGCCAGGUUGGGACGCUUUGGGUUUGAACAAACCCUCGGUCUGCAUCGAGAGAGAGGCGAAGCUUCAUAAACAAGCUGCUGCGGUUAAUGAAGCCACCUACAACUGGGAAGGACGGCUUCCCCCCCGACACUACAAAUACCCAGUUUACUCCUGUAAAGUGUUUUUGGGAGGUGUCCCGUGGGACAUCACAGAGGCGAGUCUGUUGAACACAUUCAGUGUUUUUGGUUCAUUGAAAGUUGAGUGGCCUGGUAAAGACGGAAGACAUCCACGCUGUCCUCCACAAGGUUACGUGUAUCUACUGUUUAAUUGUGAGAAGUCUGUGAAGAUCCUCCUUCAGGCCUGUAUUCAACACCAUCUGCAGUCUGAUGAUUAUCUGGAGUUCUACUACAAACUGUCCAGUAGAAGAAUUUACAACAAAGAUGUGCAGGUCAUCCCGUGGGUGAUCUCAGACAGUAAUUUCAUCCGUUAUCCCACCCAGCGUCUCUGUCGCAAUAAGACGGUGUUUGUGGGCGCGCUGCAUGGCAUGCUAAAUGCAGAGGCUCUGGCCCACAUCAUGGACGAGCUUUUCGGAGGGGUUGUGUUUGCAGGAAUCGACACGGACAAGCACAAAUAUCCUAUAGGUUCUGGCAGAGUGACCUUCAGAAGCCAGAGGAGCUACUUGAAAGCUGUGACUGCUGCAUUUGUGCAAAUAAAAACCUCCAAGUUUACCAAGAAGGUCCAGAUUGACCCAUAUCUGGAUGACUCUUUGUGCCAAAUGUGUAGCAGUCAGCCCGGCCCAUUCUUCUGUAGGGCACAGGCCUGUUUUAAAUACUAUUGUCGGGCCUGCUGGCAUUGGCGGCACUCUUUGGAGGUUUUGAGCAGUCAUCAACCUCUCAUGAGGAACCAGAAGGGCUUGAAUCCCAACUAAAACAACAAAGCCAGGAAGCUGCUGUUUCUCCAAGGAGCAGCCAUGGGCAAGAGUGUCUGGACUGAGCUUACUGUUUUGUGGAAAUAUUUUAACGAGAAUGUGGAAGUGUUUUUUGGGGAAGUGAAUGCGUUUCUUGCACUGCUCUCUUUCUCAUUCGUUAAUGCUCUAUGCACACACAUUUUUGCACAGUUUAAGGGAGGUGGCCGGGAGAGAAACUGCCACCUGAUUUUAAGAGUUAAAGUGUUUUUGCAGGCAUAGAAUACUAGUUUAUUAUCUCGCUGGUUUGAUCCUCUGAUGCAGGCAAAUGCCAGUUGGUGCCUUCAGCCUUUCAUUUGUUGUCAACAUUUCCAGUCCAGUAUUUUAUUUGAUAUAAUUUUAUUUGGCUGGUCUGCUGGGGAUUUUUAGAGAGUUUUGUUAUGUUGACAUUUUAAGGCAGUUUUCCCUGCUUUUCUACCUGCUGGUUUGGGUCAUGCCAUGGAAAUAUGAACCAAUAGACUUGAAGAUUUUUAAGUUUUCCCGUCCCAAGUGUCUUUUCCUGUGGGGCCAUUUUUUAUUUUUUUUUUAUUUUGCUUUUUUAACACUAUAUUAAAUGGUUGAUGAGCAUCUUGGUUUGUGAAAUAUCUAGCUGAUGCUGUUGCUAAGCAACCACCCCGCCAUCAACCAUCAGAUCAGAUACACGUUAACAACUCUGGAACGCACUUUGACCGCUGAGAUUGUGCUGUACAUAGUUUUAAUCAAAUUGUUGCACUUAAAUUUUAAUGUAGCACUGUUGCCAGUGGUUUUAAAAUAGUUUAAUUGAGAAAGGGGUUGAAUACUCCCGGUUACAUUGAGUUUUCUGUUUAAGUUAGAACUAAACUAUCCUAAUCUUAGUUUAAUCAGUCCGUCAAGCAAAUGUUGCCCCAUUACCCUAGAUUCUUGCUGAAGCUGUGCCAAAGAGCAUCCUUCACUUCCUUGUUGCCUUUUGCUUUUUAGAAGUCUCUACCUCAUUGCUCUGCAAGUGUUGCCAUGGUUACUUACAAAUGUAGAUGAUGUUCAGAUAGGACAAAAUAAAGUUGU